AGUGCAAAUCCAAAACAUCGAACGCAUCCAUUUUGAAAGAUGGAUGUGGCUCGCACCGCCCCUCCCUCCAGUCACUUCGCCUCAGGAAAGGUUCUUCCACAGCUGACUGUUAGGAGCCUUGUUUUCAGAAUGAGUUGCCUCAAAGAGCAAAACCAAAGAAGUUUGGACAAUGGAUCCGAAACCUCCGCUGUCUAUUCCUCUGAGAACUAUGUUCGCCACCUAAGAACAUUGGACGUCAACAUUGAUUCAGGCGAUCACACUGACUUCAGUGUGCCAGGAGUGAUGCCCCAUGGUUCAGGUGGAGAGUGGUCAGGGUACAGCAGAGAAGCUGGGUCCAGCAGGAUGGACCACCACUGUACGAACUACAGAUUCUACCCACCUCCACAUGAUGCUGAGCCCUCACUCCCUCAAUACCAAUUUGCUACUCAUGGAGAUUUUGUGCUCCCCCAGUCUAGCCCGUUCCAUUUAAUGAACCCCAGUUUAGCUAAUAACAGUCAUCUCAGUUCACUUGGUGGCCAGUGGUCAUCUGAGGGCCCAGUCCACAGCAAUAUGUUGUCAGGUGAAAUUUAUGAUGCUGUGGCGAGCAUUUGCCCAGACAGCAAGGAUGACCACGGACCAGAGUCCUAUCGCAAACAGGAGACUAUGGCCGAGCUAAUGCCUCAGAAUCAAAUGGACAGCAGUCAGUCUGCCAACGGGCCGCUCACUGUGUAUCUACAGCACCUAGACCACCAGCUUGGGGAGAAUGCCACUGUUGUGUGCAACAUGAGUGGCCGAGGGCAGAUGGUGGUAAUGAACCAUUGUAGCCCAGGUCAGAUGCUCCACUCCCUGCCUCCUGGCCACCCUGACUCCAGUCCAGAGACCCACUACUACACCACAUCCUCUAAGGAAAACUCAGAGCAGAGCUACUCAAUGGGAAAAGCUUCUCAGUCCUACCUGCCCUCUAUUAGCCUGCCUCCCAUUGGGCCCAACCACAGCCUCCUUUCCCCCAACCAUCUGGUCUUCUCUGGUCCUCCUAGCUCUGGAUACAGCUACAACCACAUGCCUGCACCCUACUUUUCACAGUACCACCAGUAUCCUGAGUAUCCUGACCUAUGUCUGGUCCCUGAUGGUCAGUCCACGGCAAGCAGUGUCUUACGUCUCAAUGGAUCUCUAUGGGACUCCAAAUCCAAGAAGCCCUGCAACUGCACUAAAUCUCAGUGUCUCAAACUUUACUGUGACUGCUUCGCUAACGGCGACGUCUGCAGCAACUGCAACUGCAUCAACUGCUGCAACAACAAUGAGCACGAGUCAGAGAGAUACAAGGCCAUCAAGAUUUGUCUGGACAGAAAUCCCGAGGCGUUCAGACCAAAGAUUGGAAACGGGAAACUGGGAGAGAUCAAAGGACGCCACAACAAGGGCUGCAACUGCAAACGCUCAGGCUGUCUGAAGAACUACUGCGAGUGCUAUGAGGCCAAGAUAAUGUGCUCAUCCACCUGUAAGUGUGUGGGCUGCAGAAACUAUGAGGACAGUCCAGAGAGGAAGACCAUGGUGUGGGACAGCCCUGACACCACCUUCUACAAGAAGGCCAAAUGUGACAAGGACAAGUGUCCUCUGUCAUGCAUCACGCUCGAUGUCGUGGAAGCCACAUGCGGCUGUCUUCUGGCGCAAGCAGAGGAGGCUGAGAAGGAAGGCUACAUGCUGUGUCAAGCUGAGAAAAUGAUUUUGGAUGAGUUCGGCCAGUGUUUGACGCAGAUUGUUCGGUCAAUAUUUAAAUCUACUAGCUCGUAGAUAGAAUCUCAUGUAGGACAAGUUGAUUAACAUUUUGGAUAUGGUCUGUUCUAGACAUGAUGACAUUUAAACUGCCAUUUUUUAUCAACAUGUUUAUUAACAAGAUGUUGUGAAUUGUGUAUGCGUAUGUAUUUAUUUGUUACAUAAUUGAUUUAUGCAUGUAUUUAUGCAUUAAUUUAUUUAACUUAUUCACUCACUUUAGUUUAAGUCUCAGAAUGGAGGACAGUUCCAUCAGCUUUGGGUCAUAUGUCAUUGGUUUGAAAUAUGAAUUUAAAAAAUAGUUCUUGUGAACAAUUCUUUCCAUUUCUUUCAUCCUUUCUUUUUAAGCUGCAGAAAGAACAUUUCAUUUUAUGCAAAUGUCCCUGUUUAGUCUCUGUUAAAAUACAACAUCCAAAUGUACUGAUGAGCAUUCUGUGAAAAUAAUAAAAUAUUAAAUUCC
Molecule: messenger RNA, 2206 nt
Organism: Oncorhynchus tshawytscha (Chinook salmon)
Lineage: Eukaryota; Metazoa; Chordata; Actinopteri; Salmoniformes; Salmonidae
Gene: tesmin
Product: testis expressed metallothionein like protein
Exons: 12
Coding region: 40-1767 (575 amino acids)
Biological process (GO): regulation of DNA-templated transcription
Cellular component (GO): nucleus
Source: RefSeq, a predicted model, not a curated record